AUGGAUUCGGCAGCAAUUCAUACGACCCACUACCUACAGACUGUAGGUCCUCCUAAGGGUCUUGGAGUCCAUCCGUGGAAGCUAUCUUCAAAUCACAUCCUUAGAAUCUUUUCUAAGGACAGGACCUACGGUCUGGAGACCAUUGUAUGGUCCAUUCUUCUCACUCGUAGUCCAAGUACUGGAACUCAAUUCUCUGAUGUCUUCUACGGGCCUAGACCUACGACUCGUAGAAAGUCCUACGGCUUGUGCUCUUCUCUCAUUGCUCCACACUUGUCUUCAAAAUAUGUUGAUCCUUUCAACGAGUUCUCCUUAUGGUUCAUAGAAGUUUCUACGGCUCUACCAGAAAUUCCACAAUCUGGGAUGCCAUCAGGUCAUGAAGUGCAUCAUUACUUAGAAAGGAAUGAUGAUCAUAAAGGAGCUCAAGUAGUGGACACAGAAUCAAUUGGAUUAGCAUAUGAUCGUGGUGUAGCUCAAGUAAUGGACAUACAUGCAAUCAAAUCAGCAUACGAUUGUUAUCUCCAGAGUUUGGUAAUCACUGAAACUGACACUGCUUCUACAUUUUACCGUGGGCCAGAGCUAGCUAGAGCAGGUGGUGGUGGUAUACCUUUCCUUCAUGUUCGUGAUCCCCUUCCAUCAGCUCGUGGGCCAGAGCUAGCACAAAAUGGAACGCGAAGGCCUCGUGAAACACUACCUCUCCCUCCUGGUGCUUCUAACACCCUCUACAUAAAGGGACUUCCUUCAUACAGCUCAAGAAGAGAAGUAGCUCAUAUUCUUCGUUAUUUUGUGGGCUACAAAGAAGUCAGACUUGUUAGAAGGGACUCAAAACAUCAUGCCGGAGAUCCUCUUAUCCUUGGCUUUGUGGAUUUCGUAGAUCCAGCGUGUGCAUCUACUGCCCUGAGUGCAUUGCAAGGUUACAAAAUUGAUGAACAUGACCAUGAUUCUGCCUACUUGCAGUUGCAGUUCUCCAAGUUUCCAGGUUCGAGGUUUGGUGGCUCAGGAAGUACUUGUGGGAAGCGAUAA
Molecule: messenger RNA, 1020 nt
Organism: Solanum verrucosum
Lineage: Eukaryota; Viridiplantae; Streptophyta; Magnoliopsida; Solanales; Solanaceae
Product: RNA-binding protein 2-like
Exons: 5
Coding region: 1-1020 (339 amino acids)
Molecular function (GO): mRNA binding
Source: RefSeq, a predicted model, not a curated record